AGAGCUUUGGUUCCUUCUUCUACAAACAUGUAUAUACCCAAAUUCUUAAACAUGGCCAUUUUUGCAAUUUGUUUGUGUCUCAAUUUCUUCUUCUAUCCCUUGAGAAAAAACAUACUACUCUGAAUAUACUAGUUUUCUCUUUGCAAGUAAAAUUACCUGCAAAAAUGAAUGAAAAUUGAAGAAAUGAUAAAGUUGUGAUUUUUUUUGGGAGAAAUAAAAAGAGGCUGCUAUGGAUUUUUGGAGAAAACAGCUUCCUUAUAGGCUGUAGUCUUCCUUGCUGAUGACAAACAGCAAUGACGAUGAUAUUGAUUUAGGACUUGCUGUAGGUUGCACCACUCAUAAUGUUAAGACAAAGACGGAAGAUGAUUCGGGUGCAGGUGUAAAUGCAAGCUCAAUGGUCGACAUGGCAUUUGCAGCAUCUGAUCCCCUAUCUGAAUUAGUUUGGUCCCCUCACAAAGGUUUGAGCCUGAAAUGUGCUGAUAGCAGAUUAGCCGACAAAAAACCUGUUCUUCUGUGGAAUGUGGGACUAAGCAAUGUGAUUUCUCCACCAUCACAAAGCGGCAGAUUUAAGGGGACUUAUGAUGAAAAUGCUGUUAAUGAAAGAACAAUCGUUUCUCCGGAAAGGUUUCUUUUGGAUGGAGUAGUUGAUGACAAACAUAGUCUAGCUUAUGAGACCAACGUUAUGGGAUCAAAAUGCGGAAAUGAAGUAGGGUGCAGCAGCCAAGUGAAGAUAAUGAACACUGCUGAUGGAGUCGAUACUUUAGGCACUAAUCAAGAUGCGGAAAGUUUGAAGAAUACCGAGAAGGGCUUUUGCAUUAGUCAAGAUAUCCAGAUCCCUCAGACGGUUGAAAGUUCUGAAAAUCAUGCAGGUCAGGGAGAUUUAGGAACAGAGAGAUCUCAGCAACAUGGAGCCGAUUCCAAGCUUGAUACAGGAACUACUAAACCUCUAGCAGAGAAAACGAAUCAAGGAAUUUCUGCUAAUGAUAAGCGCAGAGACGGAGAUGUUUUGGUUAGCAGUCAUGCUUUAAUUCCUACUGUCAAAGACUCGGAAGCGGACGAAAGACUAGAAUUUGCUGUAGAAGAAGAUAGUAGAAACAGAAAAAAGAACUCCUAUACUACCAGUCCGCCAGCAGAAUGCAUAGCGGAGAAUGAUGUACAUCUCCCAGGGGUUAAGGAGACUUGUGAUCAGAAGGAGGAGCAACUUCUUAGGGACAGUUCUGUUCCUCUUGAAGCUUCUCCGACAUAUAGCAGGUCGUCGUCUUAUAGAAGGAAAGGGAAAGGGAAAGCCUUAUCCGAAGGAAAUGUCAACAGCAAGAUGUCGAAUGGUGAGGAAGAUAGCCAUGAAAGCGUAGAAAGCUGCAACGGUACAGGGUUAAUCCCAAAGGGUAAGAAACGGUGGAACUUUGAGCAGCAAUCUUUCGUUGGAAGUAAAAGAAUCAGAACGCAUGUGCAUAGAGAUUCUGCGGCAGAAUCGACAGUUGCGCGUAAUAGCUCUUUCAUGACUUGGAUAUCGAACAUGGUAAAAGGCUUCUCUAAGUCCAAUCUUAAAGAAUCUCCUACUCUCGCUCUUACCUUCACUCCUAAUAAUGAUGAGGAAAAUCAAGGAAAAGAGACUAAUAAUCAAGAAAUUGUUAUGUAUGACAAAGAUCAUGAUCCGAUUAGCAGGUCUAUGGGGUUUCAAACUGUAUUUCAGUCGCUGUAUUGUCCUACCUUGAAAGUAACUGAAAAAGAAACACCGAAAGAUAACAACGUCCUCAUUGAAGUUCCUCCGAUAUCGUGCCAUGGGGGGGACAAGGUGACUGCUUCAGCAGAAAACAAAGCUUCGAGUGACAUUGCAUGUAGCAAAGCAAAUGAUGAGCUGAACUCCACGGACUCAUUGUCUAGACUUAAAACCGGCAUUGGUGAGGAAAACAAUACCUGUCAUUCAUCUGAACGCGACACAGUUUAUGGCACGCCUAACAGAAAUCAGUCUCUUCAUAGUCUGUGGAUAACUAGAUUCUCAAAUAGGACUCCCGGGACUACUGUUCUGAGCGCAGAUAAUCCCAAGCCAACUGCACAUGAAACACUAACAUGUUCCACGGAAUGCAGAAGGCCUAAUCCUCAAGCUCAAACGAGUGUUGAUUGUGUGAUUGAACACCAAAUCUCAGGCGCAAGGGAGACUUCGUCUGGAGACGAAGACGAUGAUGUUGCAGCCAGCUCAAAAGAGAUCAAUCAGAGUAAUAUACAUCCUAUUAUACCUUCCGCCAAGUUCAAGAAAUCCGAGGCGCUGGCCUCUCUAUUUGCCAGGAGAUUGGAUGCCCUUAAACACAUACUACCUUCUUCAACUAGAGGUGAGUACAGUUACACAAGAACAACUUGUUUCUUCUGCGGCAGAAGCGGCCACGACUUACGCAACUGUUCAGAGGUGACGGAGUCUGAGUUGGAAGUUCUUACUAGAAACAUCAGGGCCUAUAAUGGGGCUGAGGAAUCUACUUGUCUGUGCAUUAGAUGUUUUCAAAUUGAUCAUUGGGCUAUUUCCUGCCCAACAUCAUCUCCAAACCGGAACAGGAAUGAUAAUUUGCAGCUCUUCACAGGCAAUGAAUGUUCAUCUAGCCUUCUCGAAAUAAAGCAGAGUCAACGGAUUGAACUUGCUAAUCAUGCUUAUCACAGUAAAAAUCAGCUUUGGUUUGCAAGAACUUCUGGUUCCAAUCAAAUUCAGAAAAAGAGAAUUUCUGAUCCUGUGGAGAACAGUUUAAAAGAAAGUAAAAUUUCUUCCAAUCUUGUUAGUAAGGAGAUAACAACAGAUGUCCCCAAAGGAAUUUUUGAUGUCAUCAGGGGUCUCCGAAUGUCUCGUGUGGAUAUUCUCAAAUGGAUGAACUCCAAUGCUUCACUAUCACAUUUGGAUGGGCUUUUCCUGCGUUUACGAUUAGGGAAGUGGGAAGCAGGGCGAGGAGGUACAGGAUACUAUGUUGCAUGCAUAACUGGUGUAAAAGGAGAAAAAUCUGAGAGAGAUUCUAGGAAACGCAUAUCAGUAAAUGUCUGUGGAGUCGAGUGUUUUGUGGGAAGCCAGUAUGUCUCCAACCAAGACUUUUUGGAGGAUGAACUAACUACUUGGUGGCGCAAAACGUUGGAAAGUGGUGGGAAGUUUCCUGCAGAAGAAGAUUUAAGACUAAAGCUCGAGGAGCGCCUGAAACUAGGGUUCUAAGAACCCGUCACAGCAACACAUUAGUACCGAGUUUGGUUUGUCCAAAAGUGUUACACCAGACCAAGAUAUGAGCUAUUCCACCAUCUUGUAAAUAAGAUUUUGGGUGCUAUUUCACAAAAUUCUUUGUUCUUUUUAUUUGACAUUCUAGACAUGUGAGAUUGAGAAUUAUUUUUUUAGUGUUCAUCUUUUGUAUAUAGAUGAAUUUGUUUGUGAUCACAAGGCAAUGAAAUGUUAAAUAACAUGAGACAUUGUUUGAAGUA
This is a messenger RNA of Nicotiana tabacum (common tobacco), 3444 nucleotides long. RefSeq lists its product as uncharacterized. Gene Ontology annotation, molecular function: zinc ion binding; DNA binding. The record is from RefSeq and is a predicted model, not a curated record. NCBI's taxonomy places the organism in Eukaryota, Viridiplantae, Streptophyta, Magnoliopsida, Solanales, Solanaceae.